CGGCGGCGGCGCUUUGCGGCCCGGCCAUGGCGGAGGGAGAGCGGGCGGGGAGCGGCGGCGGCGCCGGCCCCGGGCGGCCCCCGAGCCCCGCCGACCUCGAGCGGGCGGAGGAGCUGAAGGCCCGCGCCAACGAGUUCUUCAAAGCCAAGGACUACGAGAGCGCGGUGCGUCUGUACAGCAGCGCCAUCGAGCUGAACCCGUCGAGCGCGGUGUUCUACGGGAACCGCAGCCUGGCCUACCUGCGCACCGAGUGCUACGGCUACGCCCUGGCCGACGCCAGCCGCGCCCUGCAGCUGGACCCCGCCUACCUGAAGGGGUAUUACCGGAGAGCCGCCAGCAACAUGGCCCUGGGCAAGUUCAAAGCAGCCCUGAAGGACUAUGAGAUGGUGGUGAAGGUGAGGCCCCACGACAAGGACGCCAAGCUCAAGUUCCAGGAGUGUCACCGCAUUGUCAAGCAGAAAGCUUUCGAGAGAGCCAUCGCCAGUGACGAGCACAAACGCUCCGUGGUCGACUCGCUGGACAUCGAGAGCAUGACCAUCGAGGAUGAGUACAGUGGUCCCAAGCUGGAGGAAGGCAAGGUCACCUUGUCCUUCAUGAAGGAGCUGAUGCAGUGGUACAAGGAGCAGAAGAAGCUGCACAGGAAAUGCGCUUAUCAGAUCCUGGUGCAGGUGAAGGAGGUGCUGGCCAAGCUCCCAACCCUGGUGGAGACCACCCUGAAGGAGACAGAGAAGGUGACGGUGUGUGGCGACACCCACGGACAGUUCUACGACCUCCUGAACAUCUUCGAGCUCAACGGGCUCCCCUCCGAGUCCAACCCUUACAUUUUCAACGGGGACUUCGUGGACCGCGGCUCCUUCUCGGUCGAGGUCAUCCUGACGCUCUUCGGCUUCAAGCUGCUCUACCCCGACCACUUCCACCUGCUCCGAGGGAACCACGAGACAGACAACAUGAACCAGAUGUACGGCUUUGAGGGCGAGGUGAAGGCCAAGUACACGGCUCAGAUGUUCGCGCUCUUCAGCGAGGUCUUCGAGUGGCUCCCGCUGGCCCAGUGCAUCAACGGCAAAGUGCUGAUCAUGCACGGGGGUCUCUUCAGCGAGGACGGCGUCACCCUCGAUGACAUCCGCAAGAUCGAGCGGAACCGGCAGCCCCCAGACUCAGGGCCGAUGUGUGACCUGCUGUGGUCGGACCCCCAACCCCAGAACGGCCGCUCAGUGAGCAAGAGGGGGGUCAGCUGCCAGUUUGGCCCCGAUGUCACCAAUCGCUUCCUGGAGCGGAACCACCUGGAGCUCAUCAUCCGCAGCCACGAGGUCAAGCCCGAGGGCUACGAGGUGGCCCACGAUGGCCGCUGUGUCACCGUCUUCUCCGCCCCCAACUACUGUGACCAGAUGGGCAACAAGGGCUCCUACAUCCACCUGCGGGGCAGCGACCUCCGCCCCGACUUCCACCAGUUCACAGCAGUGCCUCACCCCAACGUCAAGCCCAUGAUGUACGCGAACACCCUCCUGCAGCUGGGCAUGAUGUGACGACCCCUCCCCAAAUAACGACCCCCAGGACCCCCCCAGGACCCCCCCAGGACCCCCCAGGGGGGUUUUAAUCUAUUGGAAAGAUUGUAUUUAUUCCCCUCCCCCACCCCAGUGCUCCCAGUGCUCCCAGUUUGGGGCUGGGG
This is a messenger RNA of Poecile atricapillus (Black-capped chickadee), 1666 nucleotides long. It is a transcript of the gene PPP5C, whose product is annotated as protein phosphatase 5 catalytic subunit. NCBI's taxonomy places the organism in Eukaryota, Metazoa, Chordata, Aves, Passeriformes, Paridae. The transcript has 14 exons. Gene Ontology annotation, molecular function: protein binding; protein serine/threonine phosphatase activity. The coding region runs from base 27 to 1523 and encodes 498 amino acids. The record is from RefSeq and is a predicted model, not a curated record. Gene Ontology annotation, cellular component: cytosol; nucleus.